AUGAAUGAAAAGACGCUGUUCUUUCUUUUUCAAAGUCCCUAUGCCAGGUAGUGCUCAAGUACAGUUCUAAGUUUUCCUCUGAAUUGUCUCUUCACUGAGCUCGCUUCAGCUGCUGGGGCGGCAGCAAGUAGAGCACUAAGCUCGUUUUAUUGUUUGAUCUCUGAGUUUCCUGAGACCAGCCAAGAAUUAUUCCUCCUCGCUAUUUUCAGCAGCUUCAUUAUAUUGAAUUUUGAGAACGUUCAAGAGUCCGUCAAUUUCCUCAUUGUUGCAUUCUAGCACCUCACAGAAUGCAAGCCCUCCUUUGCUUAUUCUGGUGUAUGCUUGGAAAGUUUGGUAUCUGCCGUGAUUUGGAUCGCUGCUAUCUCUUUGGGCAUUAAUCUAUCCAAGAGAAGAACUUGGCUCAUGACCUGGAUUCAAAAGACCUGCAAAAACAUCGUCAAAGUCAUGUUCAACGUCUGUGGUGUCAAUGUCUGA
This is a messenger RNA of Stylonychia lemnae, 474 nucleotides long. The record is from the annotation of a GenBank genome assembly. NCBI's taxonomy places the organism in Eukaryota, Ciliophora, Spirotrichea, Sporadotrichida, Oxytrichidae.